UCAAGACCUCAAAGAAAGGUGUGCUACAGAUGAAAGCCCUGUGUGAACUGCACUUGGAUGUCUGCAGUGAAUUUACUCCAGCGAUGAGUUUGUAAAAUAGUCUCCCCGGAGUCAGCCCCCUAACAAGCGAGCCUUAGGCAGCUGUGACAUAAAAUCAGCCCUCUCCAGCCUGCAGGCGGUCCCUGAGGGUCUGCAGCUGCCCCAAGGGUAGGGCCAGCUGCUGACCGAGAGGGCAGCGCUGGGGCGGAGCCUGGGCCGGGAGCGCGCUCGGACCCGCGCCCUUUCCCGCCGCCGGCGCGCUGGGGACGUGAGUCUUUGUACAGUCAGGGUUCCUGCUGGGCUGGGCCAGCUGUUAAUCCUCCAGGCGGACACCGGGGCGGUGGGCAGAGGUGGCAUAGAGGUGACGUCGGCUGGUGAGAAACACCUAGCACAGGUAAAAGGGUGGCGGCGAGAGGGAGUGCCCACCUGAUGCGCUCCUCAAGAAAUGAAGGCUUAAGAGAAGACGAAGGAGGGGCCGACCGGUGUCUUUCCGACGCUCCUGGAGCCCCACCCUCGGCCAGAGGAAAAGCCCCUUGAGUGAGAGGCAGACACUUCAGAGAAACCUAGAAGAAAAGCGCCUCUUUCCGCGCUCCGCCGGCGCCGCCUCGCACUCCCGCUGCGCCGCGGCCGAGCCCUCCCAGCCCGGCCUCCGGGUGCCCCGGCCGGCGACCUGCCCCGAGCGCGCCCAUGGCGGCAGCCCCAGCCUCGCGUUUCCGGAGCGGAGCCCUCUGCCGGCGGCUGCUGCUGACCCUCGCGAUCUUAGUGUUUUCCUGUGAUGCUUGCAAAAAAGUGACACUACAUGUUCCCUCCAAACUAGAUGCCGAGAAAUUUGUUGGUAGAGUUAACCUGAAGGAGUGCUUUGAAUCUGCAAAUUUAAUUCAUUCAAGUGAUCCUGAUUUCCAAAUUUUAGAAGAUGGUUCCAUCUAUACUACAAAUGCUAUCCUUUUGUCCUCAGAGAAGAGAAACUUUACCAUAUCACUUUCCAACACUGAGAACUUGGAAGAGAGAAAAAUACUGGUCCUUUUAGAGCAUCAAACAAAGGUACUAAAGCAAAGUCAUUCUAAAGAAAAAGUUCUGAAACGCGCCAAAAGAAGAUGGGCUCCGAUUCCUUGUUCAAUGGUAGAGAAUUCCUUGGGUCCUUUCCCGCUUUUUCUUCAACAGGUUCAAUCUGAUACAGCACAGAACUACACUAUAUACUAUUCUAUAACAGGGCAUGGAGUUGACCAAGAACCCAAGGAUUUAUUUUCUAUAGAUAGAGAUACUGGAAACCUGUAUUGUAAUCAUCCUGUAGACCGUGAGCAGUAUGAGUCGUUUGAGAUAGUUGCCUUUGCAACAACUCCAGAUGGAUACAAUCAAGAAUUUCCACUGCCUCUAGUAAUCAAAAUUGAGGAUGAAAAUGAUAACUACCCAAUAUUUACAGAAGAAAUUUAUAUAUUUACAGUUGCCGAAGGCAGCAGAAUUGGUUCUACCGUGGGACAGGUAUGUGCAACUGACAAAGAUGAACCUGACACGCUGCACACGCGCCUGAGGUACUCCAUCCUCCAGCAGUUACCAGCAUCACCCACCCUGUUUUCUAUGCAUCCUACUACAGGCGUGAUCACCACGACAUCAUCUCAGCUAGAUAGAGAGGUAAUUGAUAAGUACCAGUUGAAAAUAAAAGUACAGGACAUGGAUGGUCAAUAUUUUGGUUUGCAGACGACUGCAAGUUGCAUCAUUCAGAUUGAAGAUGUGAAUGACAACUUGCCAACAUUUACCCGUACUUCUUAUGUGACAUCAGUGGAAGAAAAUACAGUUGAUGUGGAAAUCAUACGUGUUAGCGUUGAGGAUAAGGAUUUAAUCAAUACCGCUAAUUGGAGAGCUAAUUAUACCAUUUUAAAGGGCAAUGAAGAUGGAAAUUUCAAAAUUGUAACAGAUCCCAGAACCAAUGAAGGAGUUCUAUAUGUCAUUAAGCCACUGAAUUUUGAAGAAAGACAACAGGUGACCCUGCAGAUCGGUGUAGUUAAUGAAGCUCCAUAUUCUAAAGACUUUGGUUCAAAAUCAGCCAUGAGCACGGCAACGGUUAUUGUGAAUGUGAGAGACCAGGAUGAGGGCCCCGAGUGUCUCCCUCCAGUACAAACCGUUCGAAUUAAAGAAAACGCACCAGUGAGGACUGAGAUCAAUGGCUAUAAGGCCUAUGACCCAGAAACAAGAAGCAGCAAAGGCAUCAGCUAUAAGAAAGUAAAUGAUCCAAAAGGCUGGGUCACUGUGGAUGAAAACACGGGAUCAAUCACAACUUUCAGAAGCUUGGAUAGAGAGGCGGAGUCUAUCACAAAAGGUGUAUAUAAUGUUACAAUCCUUGCGUCAGACAGAGGUGGAAGAACAUGUACUGGGACGCUGGGAAUUAUCCUUGAAGACGUGAAUGAUAAUGGCCCAUUAAUACGUAGACAAACAGUGAUAGUCUGCAAACCUGUCAUGUCCUCCGCAGAGAUUGUUGCUUUUGAUCCUGAUGACGUUAUAAAUGGCCCACCCUUUAGCUUCAGUUUGGAGAGUGUUCCUGAUUCAGACAUACAGAGAACGUGGAGACUGACAAAAAUUAAUGAUACAGCAGCACGUCUUUCAUAUCAAAAUGACCCUCCAUUUGGAUCAUAUUCAGUGCCUGUCAGAGUUGCAGAUAAACAUGGCCUGUCCCGUAUCACUCCAUUGAACGUUGUAGUGUGUGACUGUGUUACAGAAGAUGACUGCACAAGCCGCAUAGACUCAAGGACAGCUGGUGGUGCAGAAAUAAAACUUGGAAAGUGGGCCAUCCUUGCAAUAUUGUUGGGCAUAGCCUUGCUGUUUUGUAUCUUAUUUACCUUAGUCUGUGGGGCUACUGGGGCAGGCAAAAAGCCGAAAGCAAUUCCUGAGGACGUAGCCCAGCAGAACCUCAUUGUGUCAAACACUGAAGCUCCUGGAGAUGACAAAGUGUGUUCUGUGAAUGGCUUCACAACACAUGCUGUAGGCUGUUCGGCUCAGGGAGUCUGUGGUACUAUGGGAUCAGGAGUGAAAAAUGGAGUGCAGGAGACCAUUGAAAUGGUGAAAGGAGGACACCAGACCUUGGAACCGUGCCAGGGGGCCGGCCAUCAUCACACGCUGGAAUUGUGUAAGGGAGGUGGACAGCACACCCUGGAUUCCUGCAGAGGAGGCAUCGUGGAGGUGGACAACAGCAGAUGCACUUACUCGGAGUGGCAUUGUUUCACUCAGCCCCGUCUUGGUGAAAGGGUACAGCUUUGUGAUCAAGAUGACAAUCAUAAGCAUGCUCAAGACUACGUCCUUACGUACAACUACGAAGGAAAGGGAUCGGUGGCGGGCUCUGUAGGCUGUUGCAGUGAACGACAGGAAGAAGAUGGACUUGAAUUUUUGGAUCAUUUGGAACCCAAAUUUAGGACACUAGCAGAAACGUGCAUAAGGAGAUGAGUGCAUUCUAAUAAGUCUACAAAAGUCAGUGGCUUUAUCACUUUUUUUUUUUUUCAACUUAAAAGCCCGGACAUUUUAAAACUAGAAAAUACAGUGUUUGGGGCUUUUCCCCCAUUAUUUUGAUAGGAUCUUCAUAGGAUAAUGCACAUUUAUUGAGAAAUGCUGUAAAUAAUUGCACAAAUUUCCCAAUUCUUCCUCAGUUUUCAAUUGCUUGUCUUCACCCAAACAAAUCUACAGAAAUAGAAAUAUUAAGGAAGUCUGUGUUAUUGUUUACAUAUGGGUAUAGUAACAACAGCCAAUUUAUAGUGCAAUAAAAUAGAAUUAAUUUAAGUCUGUAUCAUAGACUACUUAAAGUACAACCUAAUAGAAAACUGUAGAGAUCUUGCUUUAACAUGAUCUCCAAUUACCUAGUUAAUUAAUUGUGUGUGUGGUGCUUGAAGACUGUUCUCCUAAGCAUUCUAAAGUAUGUAUACUACAUUCUUAAUAUCGGUUUAUUCUUGUAACAUGACCUUUCUUCAUAAUGCAAAGGGAGACUCCCCACCAGGCACUGACUGUUAUUACACUUCCAUUUUGGUGGAGUUUAGUUUCUAGGUUGUAUUCUAUAUGAAAUCCUAUACUGAGUCUACAUUUCCUCUGUUACCAACCUUGUCAGCAAAAUUUAAGUUUAGAAAAUCCUUUAAGAAUGUAAUUUUACUCCUGCAAGGUUUUGCGCGCUCUCUCUCUCCUCCUCUCCCUCUCUCUCCCUCCCUCCCUCUCCCUCUCCCUGCGCCCCCUUCUUUC
This is a messenger RNA of Hipposideros armiger (great roundleaf bat), 4251 nucleotides long. RefSeq names its product desmocollin 2 (gene DSC2). Gene Ontology annotation, molecular function: calcium ion binding. Gene Ontology annotation, biological process: homophilic cell-cell adhesion. The record is from RefSeq and is a predicted model, not a curated record. The transcript has 16 exons. NCBI's taxonomy places the organism in Eukaryota, Metazoa, Chordata, Mammalia, Chiroptera, Hipposideridae. Gene Ontology annotation, cellular component: plasma membrane; desmosome. Bases 727 to 3471 code for a protein of 914 amino acids.